AUGCUGUCGAUUCAAUCCUCCAAACCUCAAAAAUGCACAUCGAAUCUGCUCCCCGCGCGGAUAAACCACAAUGGACCCAUCAACGAUGCAGAACGAUACUGGAAGCCCGAGACAGAUGACAAAGGAAAGCGACAUGCAUACUUCCGCGGUCGACACCUCCACGGCACGACGCUUCCUCUUCCUCAGAACUACACCGGCGCUAUCCUGCAUGUCACCGAUAAGCAAUUACCGCAAACGAGAACACAACAACAACAGCCUGCAGACGAGGACGACGAAGACGCUGAGGUGGAAGAGAGCAUGCCCGUGGAAGUGAAGAUAGCGGAACAAGUAGGAGAGUUCGACGAGGUCAUAAUAUGGGGUCAUGGUGGCGAGGUGGAUGGAAGUGGGGAUGCCUUCGUUAGGGGAAUAAACGAAUGGGUCGGGUUUGCAGAAAGCAUGCAUGUUGACGAGGAAGAGCAAGAUGGAGACACAAAACGGGAGGAAAAGAGCGCUUAG
Messenger RNA from Alternaria ethzedia, 495 nucleotides. RefSeq lists its product as uncharacterized. Gene Ontology annotation, biological process: RNA catabolic process. NCBI's taxonomy places the organism in Eukaryota, Fungi, Ascomycota, Dothideomycetes, Pleosporales, Pleosporaceae. Gene Ontology annotation, cellular component: ribonuclease H2 complex. The transcript has 2 exons. Bases 1 to 495 code for a protein of 164 amino acids. The record is from RefSeq and is a predicted model, not a curated record.